Molecule: messenger RNA, 1993 nt
Organism: Rhododendron vialii
Lineage: Eukaryota; Viridiplantae; Streptophyta; Magnoliopsida; Ericales; Ericaceae
Product: F-box/kelch-repeat protein At1g22040-like
Exons: 2
Coding region: 265-1755 (496 amino acids)
Molecular function (GO): protein binding
Source: RefSeq, a predicted model, not a curated record
AAUUACACCAAAAUCGUAAACCUAUUCGGACAAAGCUCUGCUGGGGUUGCGUCAACGAGAACAGUUUCAAUGCGAUUGAUACCAGGAUCUUCCAUGCUAACACUCCUUUCCUCACUGUUGCGAGCUCAGCUUUUCCAGAGGUGAUAUCAUUUUCAAUGAUACGUCUUAUGAGGAAAAAACCUAUUCCUAGGCAAGAAAAAUCGACUUUCAAAGCUAAGAGGCCUGUUCUUUUAAUCUGGAUUUGAAGGGGCAAGAAAGUUUCUGAUGGGAGCUGUAUUGAGUUGUAGUCGUAGGGGCAGAAGUAGUGGGUUCUAUGAGGUUCCAAGUGGUGAGACCAGGAAAAGGCAAAGGACAUCUUCGAGCUUUUACGAGGCUAAUCAACGACUAUUUCCCAGCCUUCCGGAUGAGAUAUCAAUCCAGAUUCUUGCCAGAGUUCCUAGAAGUUGCUACUUGAGUGCAAAAUUGGUCUCGCAGAGCUGGAAAUCUGCCAUUUUGAGUACUGAACUCUAUGAAGUCAGAAAAGAGCUCGGGACAACAGAAGAGUGGCUCUAUAUUUUGACCAAGGUUGAAGAUGACAAGCUUAUGUGGUAUGCUUUGGACCCCUUGUCUGGAAAAUGGCAAAGGCUUCCACCAAUGCCCAAUUUUGCUGGAGAAGACGGCUCUAAAAGGAGCCUAUCUGGUCUUCGGAUGUGGAAUAUGAUGGGAUCAAGCAUCAGGAUUGCAGAUGUCAUAAAGGGAUGGCUUGGGAGGAAGGACGCUUUGGACCGAAUGCCUUUUUGUGGUUGUGCUGCUGGUGUCAUUGACGGCUGCAUAUAUGUGCUAGGGGGAUUUUCUAGGGCAACAGCCAUGAGUUGCGUCUGGCGUUAUCACCCAAUUCUUAACAGGUGGAUUGAAGUGAGUCCUAUGUCCAUUGGUAGGGCAUACUGUAAGACAGGUGUCUUAAACAACAAGCUUUAUGUCGUUGGAGGGGUCACCAGGGGUCGUGGAGGUCUGACACCUCUUCGGACUGCUGAAGUGUUUGAUCCUUGUACUGGCCUCUGGUCCCAAAUCCCAAGCAUGCCAUUUUCUCAGUUGCUUCCAACUGCUUUUCUGGCUGAUUUGCUUAAGCCCAUUGCAACUGGAAUGACAUCCUACAAGGGGAAAUUAUAUGUCGCGCAGAGUUUGUAUUGUUGGCCAUUUUUUGUUGAUGUUGGAGGAGAGGUUUAUGAUCCGGAUACAAAUUCAUGGGUUGAUAUGCCGAUUGGAAUGGGGGAGGGGUGGCCUGCUAGGCAGGCAGGAACCAAAUUGAGUGCCACUGUCGAUGGCGAAUUGUACGCCUUGGAUCCUUCGAGUUCUUUGAAUAGUUCUAAGAUCAAAUCAUAUGACCAUGAAAAUGAUGCUUGGAAAGUUGUUUCCGGAGACGUUCCCGUCCGUGACUUUGAUUCUGAGUCUCCUUAUUUACUUGCUGGUUUUCUUGGUAAGCUUCACGUUAUCACGAAAGAUGUGAAUCAUAAUAUUGCGGUUAUGCAGACUGAAAGACAAAAUCUUUCGAGUUCGGUUGCUUCAACUUCAACAAUUCCUUUGGAUGAUUCCCAUAAUAUUGCGGUUAUGCAGACUGAAAGGCAAAAUCGUUCGAGUUCGGUUGCUUCAACUUCAACAAUUCCUUUGGAUGAUUCCCAUUUGGAAGAACAAACUGAAACAAACAUUUGGAAAGUCAUUGCCACUAAGAAUGCUGGUUCCGAAGAACUGCUCAACUGUCAAAUCCUUGAGUUGUAGAUGUACAAUAUACGUGAAGGCUCUGCUCCUUUUUUUUUCUUUUCCGAACUCCGCAUUUCAUACACCAGUUUAUUUGGAGGCCAUCAAGUUUAUCACCUUAUUGUCUCCGGAGGUAUUUAUAUCCCUAAUUUUAUGUUCUUGUAAAAAAAUCCAUUUUCUGCUUAUGUACACAGUACUGCUUGAGAGAUUGGCUGCAUUUUAGAUACAUUAUACUUAUAUGGGAUUGUGUGGACUCAAA